This is a messenger RNA of Spirometra erinaceieuropaei, 3110 nucleotides long. The record is from the annotation of a GenBank genome assembly. Lineage: Eukaryota; Metazoa; Platyhelminthes; Cestoda; Diphyllobothriidea; Diphyllobothriidae.
AUGGUGCGUUGAUCCUCUCCCAAGUACCUGUUCAAGUAUUAAUCCUCCCGACCUCCUUUUUGAUCUCCAAUCCUCCGUUUCCAUCAAUCGUAUCGUUUAAUGUUCCCAUCCCACGGGGUCUUUUUCGCAUUCAUAAGAAUUUUAACAAUUGGUAAAUGCUCCGCCGGGCGUUCGCGAACCCAUUUUAUCCGUUAGUAUUUUUUUACUUCUCAAUGAAUUAUUUUCGCCCACCUUGUCAGAUCAUCUGGCUUGUUGUCCAUCUCUUUUAUAUGAUUCUUAGGGAAUUAGCCGUGCAAGCACUUACCUGACUCCUUUAUUUGUUGUUUGUUCGAGACCGUUAGUAUCAUUUGGAGCUAAAGUGUUUUCCUCGGUUUAUGGACAAAACCGAGGAGUUAGUUAUCCGCUUACAAGACGGUCCAUAAAGUCGUGCAACAACCUUCAAGGCUAUAUCACCCUGGCGUGUUACACUUAUUGGUAGCCCAGUAAUUCAUGCGCCUGCGGCUUAGACCCAAACGUAGGACAUGAGCUCGCCUCGCCUCUUGAGUAAGACGUCUCUGUCCAGGUAAAGCCUGACUGAACACUUUACACGCAAUUAGCGAUGGGCGGCGGUAUACGGGGUAUCCUUCUCAUCACCUGAGUUAAGAAUCAUCCUGUGGGACUUAGCGUGGUAGUAAUGUACAUAUUUUCGUUUCUCACCUAUUGCAACCUUUUUAGCGCACGGAGGUUUUAUAGCCAUAAUAAGGAAUACUGGUUGCCCUUGCCGACUUCAGUUGUUGUUGGCGUCAGCUGCGUGUACGAACGGGUAAGAGACACAGGCUCGUAAUAUGAACGAAAUAAUGUUGUCAUAUGCCCCAGGUAGCCUCCAUCUUUGGUUGUCUAGUAGUGUUUCGCAUAUAUGUGCUUGUUUACUCUGCCAUGUUUCCCUGGUCCAAUUGGCGCGUGCGAGGGGUGACCCUGGUUUCUACCCAGGUCCUGAGGAGUUUGUUAAUUUUCGAUACGCCAUCUGUAAAUGUCAGACACGACACUAUUCGGAGCUGGUAGUCGUCAUACCGGCAUCUUAAAUCUCUAGCAAGUCCCGCUAUCAACUUUUCUCUUUUCAGUGUGCUUAAUGCCUCUUCAUGAAAUAUAUUAACUGAGUGGUUGUGGCCAAUUUUGCUGCUCCGCUAACUACUGCGAUUCUAGUCCACCAGUGUUCGCCAUCCUUUGGACUUUGCCAUGCCUACUAAUAGGGAGUUCGCGCUGCGCGGUCAGCCUUGUUUGUCAUAAAACUUCCACAAGCGUGUUUAAUCCAGGAAAUGUCUUUCUUCCCUCUCCAUUUGAGCAGUUCUAUUAUCCUGUUGUUUUCUUCCUCACUGACCGAGCAAAAAUGCGCUGGGAUGUGUUCUGCCUUACACUCAAGACUGUUCAUAUUUCCUUAAGACCCAUUUGAUAUCACUAAUGUGCGAUCUUCGGCGCUAAAGACCCACUUUAUGAAUGUGCUUCAAUUUGCUUCAAUUUUAGAUCGCUACGUGUCCUUGUGAAGUAGAAAUGGUCUUGCCUGCAGACGAUUUUGAGGGACAGUCAUUGGCGGUGGUGCAAGCCUUUGUCCAUGUAGCUGUCGUCAACCGCUACCAUAAGAAGGUUCUUGACGGCAUUAUUGAGUACCCGGACGUUCCCGAGUCCCUGUCAUCCGGUCCCGAUAUCGUGAAUUGUAUUGUUCAACUGGUGGAUGAAUUUGAGAAGAGGUGUCAGGGUGCUGGCUUUCAGACUCAAGUUAAAUCCAUGGGUCUGACAGAAAAGGGUGCGUUAGACACCAAACAAUUACUCUUAUCCUAUGCCGAAGUCCUCGAUAGCCUCUUUUGCACUGUCAAUUGGGGUCGCGUCAUCGCCAUGUUUGCCUUUUUGAGGAUGAUGGUUUAUCAUCUGCUUGACCACCAAGAGCCUGGUACGAUCAGGGAACUCAUCCAUUGUACCACGUCUGUUAUUGAACAUCGCCUCAGGUUCUUCAUAUCAAGCAAAGGUGGAUGGGUAAGUCCUGUUUUCCCGUUCCUAUACUUUUAUUUUCGGAGUCCGUCAUAGGCGUCCCACUGCAAAUUUGCUCUAACCGCCCCGUAUGCUAACAAAAGUGGCCCAAUUUCCCCUUCCAAGGUCUAGGCUUGUUCGUGGCAGCUUGUCUAGCCUAACCAUUAAAUCUUGUCUAGGAAUCACGACUGGCAAGCAUAGCCUCAAUAAAUGAUUAAAUACACGGUCUUGGCUGUCUGUGAAUCAAUCUGUUCAUUAUCCCAAGUAGAUUAUUAAGUGCACUAUAGAUAGUCGAACUUCCAGGUGGCUCGUCGGUGAAGUUUUUACCCGUCUGUGAUUUUGCCGCAAUUUUAACAUCUAGUUUUGUAGGCCGAGGUAAUACAUAACUCGACUGUUUGUUGGGCGUUAAAUGGGAAUCGGUGUAAGACAUUUAGGUAGUUGGAACUUUACUGCAUCUUGACCUUCUAAAAUUGGACAUGGCCAGAUGGUUAUCUAUGACUUACUGUCGUCAAAUGGACACUAAUUUUGCUCGUUUAGGCCGUCUCCUUUCUAUCAAAAUGCUUCUUGUGUGCGCAAGUUACGAUUUUGUUAGUAUAGGUGAGGGUAAAUCGGCUGCUUCACCAGGUCGGCUCAAGAUAUGUCGGGACAGAUGUAUCAUUAUGCAUAGACUGUUUCAAUGUCAGUCUAUGAUCCCUGUUAAAGUCUGCCAACGACCUAUCACCAUUAUUAGUUCGGACGUUUUUGCAUCCUCACAAACACCUCUUUUAGAAUACUUGGACCAUUUUUAAACAACUUCCAGUCGACCGUCGAAUUCAGCUUCCUGUCCAUUUCCUCACAACCUCUUAUAAUUUGGAUUUGCCAGCCCCAGAUAUCGGAUUGAGAUUCUAAGAAAGUUAUCCUUGACCACCCUCCUUAGCUGGCUGCCUGCUGACACUAUUCUAGCAGUGUGUUUGCCUUUUUCAACUCCUAUUUAGUUGGGAAUUCUCUCCUUCAAGUCGUCCGGCGAUGAUGUGGUAGACGUAAAACAGACCUUAUUACGUGGACUCGGGGGCAUCGCGAGCGUGGCUGGAGUGGCUGCUAUCGUGGGCUUCAUCGCCAGUCGUCUGUAA